Messenger RNA from Humulus lupulus (European hop), 1119 nucleotides. Its product is annotated as NDR1/HIN1-like protein 12. Bases 243 to 923 code for a protein of 226 amino acids. The transcript has a single exon. Lineage: Eukaryota; Viridiplantae; Streptophyta; Magnoliopsida; Rosales; Cannabaceae. Gene Ontology annotation, biological process: defense response to other organism. The record is from RefSeq and is a predicted model, not a curated record.
UAAAGUAAAAACCCAACUAAGCCUCUUUUUCCACUGCUUUUUGGUUCCAUUUGUCCCACAGAUUCUUCUUCUUACUUACUCAUCAACUUCUCUUCUCUCGUAAGUAGAAACAUACACUCGGCCACCACCACUACCACUACCACCAUCCACCACCUUUUCCUUUUCCUUUUUUUUUAUACGUAGACACACUUUUACUGUAUUUACACACACACAUAUAUAUAUACACUCAAAUAUCUCACUCCAUGGCAGAUGAGCAUGCCCCAGAACAACAACUCCCACCACAAACACAAAAAAUGAACAACGGAAAAGGCCCCGCACGAACGAGCGACCGCCGCCGAGCCCUCUGCUCGUGCGUCUCCGUCUUCCUCCUCCUAGCCGGCGUCACCGCACUCACUAUCUGGCUCGUCUACCGACCCUACAAACCACAAUUCAAAGUCGUCGGCGCAGCCAUCUACCAGCUCAACACGACGUCCACCUCCUCCUCCCAGAUGCAGCAGCCGCCGCUAGUCACCACCACCAUGCAAUUUACCGUCGUUACGCGCAACCCCAACCGGCGCGUGUCCAUUUACUACGACCGGCUGACCGCCUUCCUCAUGUACAGGAACCAGGCCAUCACGCCUCAGGUCUCGCUGCCGCCGCUCUACCACGCCAGGAAGAGCACAGUGGCGUUGUCGCCUAUACUCGGCGGUGGACAGGAGGUGCCGGUGUCGGUGGAGGUGAUGAAUGGGUUGGCGGUGGACGAGGCUUACGGGGUUUUGGGGUUGAGGCUGGUUUUGUUGGGGAGGCUUAGAUGGAAGGCCGGGGCCAUUAAGACUGCUCAUUAUGGUAUUUAUGUCAAGUGUGAUGUUUUGGUGGGUUUGAAGAAAGGUGUUAUGGGCCAAGUCCCUCUUCUCAGUGCUCCUGGGUGUAAUGUUGAUAUUUGAACAUUUUAGCUGUAUACUUCUUUUGGUUAAUUAAUUGUAAAAUUUUCAGUUGUGUUUUUUUAGUUUAAUUAUCACUAAUUUAAGUUUUUUUCUGUGUAACUGUUAGUGAUGAAUAGUAUUAGAGAUAUACAUUUUCAUGUAACGAAGAUCAAUUUUGCAAAGGCCAUGAAAAUGCAACUAAGGUUUCUUUCUUUUC